AUGAAUGCAGCCCAAGGAGUUGCAAGAACGGCAGGCGAGCUGGAGCUCGCCAUGGCCAUGGUGACCCGAGCAAAGUUGCUGGCAGAGCAAGGCUUGGCCAUCGACUGGGAUGUUGUGCAAGCUGAUGUAGCAGCCACGGUGCCGGAUGCCUCGCCACAGACCGUGGCCGCCUGCGGGUUGUUCUGCAGGUUCUAUGCAGGAGGAAGCGAAGCACCUCUGCUGAAGUUUUUGCACGACUUUUCCCUGAAAUACGGGGCAAGCAAAAGAUUGGGCGAGGAAUUCAUGUCCACGGUCGCCGGGCUCCGUUUUGCAGGGCAGGAGCGAUCGCAUGCUUUCGCGAGGGCUGCGAUGAUCGCUACGAACUUGACAGCCACAAAAGUGAUAGACGGUGUGGCUCGGCUGCUGAACAAGAGCGAUGUCAGCAGGCUCUGUGCGAAAGGCAUGGAAGAUGCUAUAAAGGAUUGGGAGGACCUUCUUGCUCGUGCCUGGGCUCACACUCAGGCUGUGACGGAGGCAAGUGCACGUGCCAAGGCAAUUGAAUGCUUCGGCCGCCUGAUGGUUCGCAGCACCCUCUUCAUGUGCAAGAAAGAGAAGGCGGGGCAAGAAGGCCUUGAGCUUGGGUCCUUGGCCAAUUUGCUGAGUGUGUACGAACACGAGAUGGGUGGCAAGAGUGCCGGUGCAACAGCGGCUGCUGCUACAAAAGAUGAGCCGUGUCAUGCGGCCCCUGCGACCCUGGAGAACAUGCAGGACCCGGCCUUCCUGAUGAAGCUGCAAGGCUUCGCAGAGGGGAAACUGUACAAAGGCAGACAGAAGUAUCAGGACAUGUGGCCUUGGAAGCUGGAGAAAAUCAGCCAGAGCAAGGGCUCUUUCUCGCUAUGUUGCCCAGUGAGCUGGGACAAAAAGGUCGAGGUGCCUCUGAGCGAGCUCAAGAAAUUCUUCGAGCUGUAUAGCGGAGAUGCACCCGAAGUGGUGUCUGACUCCGUGGACCGACUGCCCCAUAAUACGGAGGCUUGCAGCCAAGAGAGACUCCGAGGAGAGUUCUUCGAGCUCUGCUGCGAGUAUUUCCUGAAGUAUUCGCAGUGUGAAGAGGAGUUGACCUUUUUGAAGAAUCCCACGUGCUGUCUGUUGGAGGGCAAAGCCAAGACAGGCAAGCUCACGAUCUUCCCCUUCACGGAUCAGAUUUCGAAGAUUGGCUCAAAGCCGGCAGCUGGCAGUGUGGAGGAGCACCAGUCCAAGCGGCAGGCAGAGAAACUGAAAGAACAGAGCUCUGGCCUUUUCGGCGGGGCAGACAGCGAGGCUGCUCUGGUGUCUGUAGCAGGCACCUCUCCGAGAAAAGCAGCGAAGACUCGCUUGUCCCGCCAUGCUUCCAGGGAAGCAAGAGCAGAACAGAAUGUGCUCAAGGUUGCCUGGAUGGGCAUGGAGAUCCGUGUCCUGGAGGCGGGCCAUGUCACGGAUGUGUGCAAAGUGCACUUGGAUGAUAUGGCACUGUUCUUUGAAGCAACAGAAGGUGCCGUGCUUACUGCUGAGUCUUUUCAGACUAGAGCACGGCAAAGCUUUCCUAAGGGAACUGCUGCGAAGGACAAAGUCGUGAAAAUCGGCCAAGGCCGCCAGGCUCAACGGACAGGCGACGACAGAAAGUAUUCGCUUGUCAAAAAAGCCGGGGCCAAGGCCCGGCCCUUGGAUCCCCUGCCGCUGCAGGAGGCUGAGGUGACUCCGGCUGCCAAAAGGGCAGCAAAAAGUCAGGGGCAGCCCUCCAAACGGAGGAAGCCUGGGGUGCUAGUGGACUGA
Symbiodinium sp. CCMP2456 is the source of this 1788-nucleotide messenger RNA. Lineage: Eukaryota; Dinophyceae; Suessiales; Symbiodiniaceae. The record is from the annotation of a GenBank genome assembly.